AAACUGUUGAAUCAGGAAGUGAAUUAUUCGAUCAAACGCAUAUGAUUAUUAAAUUAGUUUUUUUUUCAGAAAGCGUUUUAUCAGAAUGGGAUGUCCAGAUACGGUCAUCUAAAAUAUAUGGUUUAUCUUUCUUUUAUUUAUCAAUUUUAAUUUUAAAAACUGUGCUCAAAACGUUACAUGUAACUGAAAUUUUUUUAAAUACAUAAAGUAUUAGAGUGUUAAUAUUACAUCUGGUUGGAGCAGAGAAAGAUGGCUUCUUCAAAGACGGCUAAUUACAACAAUACAUUUCAAGGUGAUAGCAUUCUUUUUCAUGGCUCAAAGAUUCCAAAAGAGGUUAAGAAAAUGGUUACACAUGUUGCUAAAAUAAAGACGGAGACGUUUACAAAGUUACUUCAACUGGUUAGUGAUUCUCUGGAUAAUGUCAAUUCUAACUUUCUUGAUGAUAUGAAAGAAACAGAGCUUUCAGAUGAAUCAAUUUUUGAGGUGUUUUCGGGAAUAUACACUAUACUAAAGGCUACUAAAAGACAAAGUUUAACAUCUGUAAAACUGGAUUUGCUUAAAGGAGAAUUGUUGUCUUACAAAAUUCCUGAAAAUUUUGUGAAUGAGAUCAUAAAAAUUGUUUUUGCAAAAAGCCAAACAAAGCUAGAAAGAAUGCCUGUUUUAAAAAGCAAGACAAGUCUACCAUCCUUAGAAUCACUUAAAUGGAGAGUCGAUGUUACCAUAUCAACCAGUUCCCUUAAUAGAGUUCUUGUCCCAACCAUUUUAAUGGAAGUUAAGUCAAGCGAUGGUUCUGUUAAAUCUUUUGAGGUUUCACUGUCGACUUUUAAUGAGCUGCAAUAUGAUGUUGCAUUUUUGCUGAAGGAAAUGGACGACUUGGAAAAACGAAAUAUUCUUAAAAUUCAAGACUAGUGUUGUCAGGCGAUACCCUGCACAGGUGGAACGAUUAGUCUUUUGAUGAUUUGAUCUACAUCGAAGUAUUAUACCCAUGACAAUAAAUAAACCAAGACCAAGAACCAUUACUAACACCAUGAAAGCAUCUUUAGGGAGAUGUCCAAUGUAACUUUCAUUAUCUGUUCUUUCAAGUGGGUUUUUCGUUGGCGAUGUGGAGUACUUUGUUGAUGGUUUUGCCUCAAUUUUGGUAAAGUUACUUGUGGUUGUGAAAUUAGGGAAUGAUGAUGUAGUGUUUGGUUUCAUUAUUUGAUCAUCGUCAGAUUUAUUGAUAUUUUGUGCAGUUUUCGUCACGUUUACAUGAAUUUCCUCAUUCUUCAUCUUCAUUGAAUCUGUAAAGUACAUUCAUGUAGCUGUAGUUGCAUAAUCUCAUUACUCAUUUACUUACAUAAGUGUUAAUAAUUACGGGGAAGUCCCUCUUGUAAAGUAAAUGUUAUUUUGAUAAAUGUUCUUUGCAAUGUAUUAAUCAUCAAACUACAGCGCA
Molecule: messenger RNA, 1432 nt
Organism: Xenia sp. Carnegie-2017
Lineage: Eukaryota; Metazoa; Cnidaria; Anthozoa; Malacalcyonacea; Xeniidae
Product: COMM domain-containing protein 5-like
Exons: 7
Coding region: 250-909 (219 amino acids)
Cellular component (GO): nucleus
Source: RefSeq, a predicted model, not a curated record